GAUGUGGUCCUUCUACAGGAGGCCGCUGAUGUGUUCUGCGAUGCGACAGCUGCCCAAGCAGCAGUGGAAGACUGCCCAGACUCUGCCACCCCGGCAUUGAGAAAGUUCGCACGUAUACGAGAGAACGAUGCGGAGACGGCAGCCCACCGCAUCUUCCAAGAAUGUGGAUUAGCAGUCCCGCUCAGCAUUGACUACGAAAACAUCACUGGAGUUGGUGACGAUGAUGAUGAAUUACUUUCGUGGCCCGUGCUCAAGUUCAGCAAGUGGCUCUCGUACCUGCUGGAUAGCGGGCGACUGUCAAGACAGCUGUGUGGGGUUCCCAAUUUAGCUGCCAUGCAGGUGCUACUUGAAGAGUUUUGGACCCGGUGGGAAGCCCUGUAUCCAGGGCACGAAGUGUUCAAACUUGCCAGGGACAAGCGACUGGACUUGUCAAUGACAAUUCCUGUUUGGAGCCACUCGGACGAGGGCCGAUCUCAGAAGCAGAAACCAAUCCUGGUUUUGUCGGUCCAUGGAUGUGUUGGUCGGGGAACUCAAGCUUACCGCCAGGAGCUGGCAAGAGAUCCAGGCAGACGUGCUGGGAUGGGCCUCAAUUUCAUUGGGCCUACGUGGAGCAGUCAGUUCCUCUUUUCGGUUAUGCAGCGCGAGGUUUAUGCCAAACACCCAGAAAGGUUCGACGGUCUUGCCGGGUGCCUGGCAGACGACUUGAGAAAAUGCUGGGAAGAAGGAGUCGCAAGCUCUGUGAACCCAGAGUUGCGGGUGUGGGCUGUGCACCUUGGAACCAAAGGCGAUCUUCCCGCCUUGACGAAGAUCGGGAAGUUCGAAGACCGAAGUUACUCUCGUGUACCGAAAACAGGGCAGAGCAAGACCCUGUGCAAGGGAAUCUGCCACUUGUGUCAUGCUGCGCAAGAGUCACACGAUCCGCAGCAAAACAUCUUGUUCGAGGACCUGGGCAUGAAUCCGAAGUGGGCGAGCACAUUGCACCAGACGGUGCCGUGGCGAUCGCAGCCGGGCAUCCUGCGAGGUGCUUUGUUGUGCCGGCAGGAGCCGGCCGACUUCUUCAAGCUGGACCUUUGGCACAACUUCCACAUGGGCACGGCCAAAGUGUGGCUGGCUUCGAGUUUCAUGCUUCUCUGCAACCUGGACUUGAUUGUGGGGAACACGAUUAUCGCGAAGUUCGAGGCCUUGACUUCCCAGUACCGGGCUUUUUGCCGAAGCAAGAGAUUGUCAAUGCACAUUGUCCAGUUUUCGCGGGAUACAAUGGGUAUCGACUCCGACAGAACUUUUCCUGUUGGCAAGUGGAACAAAGGUGCAGCAUCUACCAAUUUGAUGUUGUUUCUGCAGUGCCUGUGUGAAACCCUGAUCGUGGGCAAGCUGGCUGAUCCACUACUUCUUGCA
Molecule: messenger RNA, 1395 nt
Organism: Symbiodinium sp. CCMP2456
Lineage: Eukaryota; Dinophyceae; Suessiales; Symbiodiniaceae
Source: the annotation of a GenBank genome assembly